Molecule: messenger RNA, 960 nt
Organism: Odocoileus virginianus texanus
Lineage: Eukaryota; Metazoa; Chordata; Mammalia; Artiodactyla; Cervidae
Gene: CENPV
Product: centromere protein V
Biological process (GO): regulation of chromosome organization; positive regulation of cytokinesis; pericentric heterochromatin formation
Cellular component (GO): nucleus; kinetochore; spindle midzone
Molecular function (GO): carbon-sulfur lyase activity
Source: RefSeq, a predicted model, not a curated record
AUGGCCACCACACCUCUGGACGCCCUGACUUGGGACUGCGGGGUCCUGAGGGGUGUCUGGGCGGGGGCCUUUGGCCUCAGGAAGGCAGGAGGAAGCCCUCAGGGGUUUCAGGGGGCCCGGAGGCGCCGCGGCAGGUGCAAAUGGGCCCCGAGUGUCGGGAACCGAGGCCCGAGGCGCGGUCCCGCCGGGCUUACCGGCUGGAGCGGCGCAGGUGCGGGCCCCGCGGCGGGCAGGGUUGGGUGCGCUCGCGGCGGCCAGGUGCGGGCGGGGAGGGGGCCUCUGGGCGAGCAGCGGGAGCGCUGGGAGACCUUCCAAAAGCGGCAGAGGCUCAGCUUCGAGGGCGCCGCCAAGCUGCUGCUGGACACUUACGAAUACCAGGGCCUGGUGAAACACACAGGAGGCUGCCACUGUGGGGCCGUGCGCUUUGAAGUUUGGGCCUCGGCUGACCUGCACAUCUUUGACUGCAACUGCAGUAUCUGCAAGAAGAAGCAGAACAAACAUUUCAUUGUCCCGGCCUCUCGCUUCAAGCUUCUGAAGGGAGCUGACAGCAUCACCACGUACACCUUCAAUACCCACAAGGCGCAGCACACCUUCUGUAAGCGCUGCGGCGUCCAGAGCUUUUAUUCUCCCCGCUCCAACCCUGGAGGCUUCGGGAUUGCCCCCCACUGCCUGGACGAGGGCACCGUGCGCAGCGUGGUGGUGGAGGAGUUUAAUGGCAGCGACUGGGAGAAGGCCAUGAAGGAGCAUAAGACCAUCAAGAACAUGUCCAAGGAGUGAGCUCCCGCGCCUCCUGCCCAGGAAGGGCCUACAGCCUCUGCAGUCUGCUCCGGCCACCGGUGUCUUCAGGCAGCUCUUGUCCUCCCCUAGCUCAGAUUUUGACAUAGGCUAGUUGAUACCCUUCUGUCCCCCUUCCUGACUUUUGUGUGAUCUUCUAGAGAAAUAAAUAUUUUUAACAUUAAA